AUGCAAUUGAGGAGUUUGCUUCUGGGCACUGCCAGUGCCUUGACCUGGGUUGGAGCCUCGGCUCGUCUACUGACUGUGCCGACAACGCCCUUCACUGAGACAGGAGGGACUUAUGAUCUUUCUCAACUCACGAAUAUUGUCGUUGAUUCCCGUUAUGCCGAUAAGGUUGAUCACGAUAGCCAGACGUGGAUCCCCCCGACUCUUCAACAAUUUGCGGAGACUUUUCAGGAGGACCUCAAGUCCGCUCUGGGCUUAGACGUGCAGCUUACAAAGGGCACACAGCGCAAACCUAAUACGAUAUUUGUUACUUUGGGAAAUAACACCGACUUCAAGGAUGCUGCCGGACGAUUUACCUCCGAGGGGUAUAAUCUCAAGGUCGACAACCGCGGAUUGGUCGUGACUGGCGCCAGUCCGCUGGGCGCGUGGUGGGCUACUCGGUCGAUCAUUCAAGCCGCAGGCUCCGGCACAACCAUUGCAAAGGGCUCCGGCACAGAUGCCCCUGGAUGGGGCACUCGCGGUGCCUUCCUCGAUGCCGGUAGACACUACUAUCCGCCUGACUUCCUGGUCGAGAUGUGCUCGUACCUGUCAUUCUUCAAGCAAAAUACCUUCCAUGUCCACCUCAGCGACAACCUCUACAAUAACGUGGAACUUUACUCCCGAGAAAGGUCACUUAGCCUGGCCGCCGCGUUCCGCCUCUUGUCCGACGAUCCAGCAGUAGAGGGUUUGAAUCGCCACGGUGCCAAUGAGUCAUAUACUCGCGAACAAUUCGAGCAUGUACAGACCCAGUGCGCUCGCCGCGGAGUUACUAUAAUCCCGGAGAUUGAGGCCCCCGGCCAUGCGCUGGUCAUCGUGCAAUGGAAGCCCGAACUGGGUCUCGAGGACUUGAGCAUGCUGAACAUCAGUCACCCUGACACCAUCCCCACGAUGAAGACGAUCUGGAAAACUUUCCUCCCUUGGUUCCACAGCAAAGUGGUGCACAUUGGUGCGGAUGAAUAUGAUAGCAGUCUGAUUUCAGACUACACCCGCUUCGUCAAUGAAAUGAAUACUUUCAUCCGGGCCGAGUCGAAUGAUCGCAAGUCGGUGCGCAUCUGGGGUACCUUCACCCCGGAGGAGGGUGCAAAUGUUUCCAAGUCCGUCUCUUACCAGCACUGGGAUGUCAGUGCCGACAAACCGUACUAUGACUACAUCGAGAACGGAUACAACGUGCUCAACUCGGACGACUACAUGUACCUGGUGGGCGGCUGGUCCAAUUCAUUCGAACAAACACUCAGCAAGAGCAAAAUCUUCAAUGGUCCAUACGGCAAGCCCUACUCACCCAUCAUCUUCGACACCAAGAACAAGGGCGAUAACCCCCCUCGCAACAACCCCCGGGUUCUAGGCGAGGUAGCCGCGCUCUGGAACGACUACGGCCAGAACUCAUCGACCGUGCUACAGGCCUACUACUCCUGGCGCAACGCCCUUCCCGCACUGGCAGACAAGCAAUGGGGCGGUAACAUCACCGAGAAAGAGUAUAACUCCGUCUUCGAUACCCUGCACGCCUUAGUUCCAGGCCAGAACCUAGACCGCAGUAUCCCGAGCAAGUCCGACACAAUCCUGAAAUAUACUUUCGACGACACUUCCAACACAGUUGUGGACCACUCCGGCAACGGAUACCACGGCACCGUCCACGGCUGCAAAAUCUCAGACUCCACCCUCCACCUCGCAGACGGGUGUUACCUGGAAACGCCCCUGGGCAGCAAGGGGCGCGACUACACGCUCUCGUUCCGAGUCAAACCCACAUCCAGCACGCCGGGAACUCUAUUCGCUGGCCCGGACUCAACUUUCGUCAACGGCAACGGAACGAUCACAAACGCGACUCUGAUUAGUGGCGGGAGUCCGUACUCGUUGAACUAUACGCUGCCUCUCCAGCAAUGGACUGACGUCAGUCUUGUGGGGAAUGGAAAUAAGACGACGUUGACUGUUUCGGAAGAGGGGAAGAAGGCACGGACUAUGGAGUUCUUGGCCAAGAUCGGGGUUAAUGGAGAGUACUUUGUUUGGGCGCCCGUGGGCGUGGAGGCGCCGUUGGCGAGGAUUGGUGAGGGGUUCACCGGGUUGAUGCAGAAUAUUGUGUUGAAGGGCACUGCCUAG
This is a messenger RNA of Penicillium cinerascens, 2127 nucleotides long. RefSeq lists its product as uncharacterized. The transcript is spliced from 3 exons. NCBI's taxonomy places the organism in Eukaryota, Fungi, Ascomycota, Eurotiomycetes, Eurotiales, Aspergillaceae. The coding region runs from base 1 to 2127 and encodes 708 amino acids. Gene Ontology annotation, biological process: carbohydrate metabolic process. Gene Ontology annotation, molecular function: beta-N-acetylhexosaminidase activity. The record is from RefSeq and is a predicted model, not a curated record.